Messenger RNA from Drosophila takahashii, 1688 nucleotides. RefSeq names its product FUS RNA binding protein cabeza (gene caz). Gene Ontology annotation, biological process: regulation of DNA-templated transcription. Gene Ontology annotation, molecular function: transcription coregulator activity; RNA binding. Gene Ontology annotation, cellular component: nucleus. The record is from RefSeq and is a predicted model, not a curated record. NCBI's taxonomy places the organism in Eukaryota, Metazoa, Arthropoda, Insecta, Diptera, Drosophilidae.
CACUACCCAGUCGACGCACAUCCCUAAUUUAUUUUCACACGCCAUUUUACAAUAAAAUUUGUAACGAUCUGACGCUAUCCUACUUUCAUUCGGGACAUUUUGUGCGCAGCGAGUAAUUGAAACUCCUGCAAUUCCAUCGAUCGAAAAGAGAGACUGUUCGCAGCAGCGUUUAUUUGUCAUGGAGCGUGGCGGUUAUGGUGGUGGUGCCGGACAGCAGGGAUAUAAUAAUUUCGCUGUCCCCCCACCAAACUACCAACAAAUGCCAAAUAAAACGGGUAACUACAACGAGCCACCUCCGAACUACGGCAAACAAGGCGGCGGUGGUUAUGAUUCCGGUCAUCGUGGUUCUGGUGGCAGCGGCGGCGGCGGUGGAGGUGGCGGCGGCGGAGGCUCUUGGAACGACCGAGGAGGCAAUUCCUACGGAAAUGGAGGCGCCAGCAAGGACAGCUACAACAAAGGACCCGGCGGCUACUCGGGCGGCGGUGGAGGAGGCGGCGGCGGCGGUUCCAGUGGCGGCGACAUGAUCACCCAGGAGGACACAAUUUUUGUCUCCGGCAUGGAUCCAUCCACCACCGAGCAGGAUAUUGAGACUCACUUCGGAGCUAUUGGCAUCAUUAAGAAGGACAAGCGUACGAUGAAGCCCAAGAUUUGGCUGUACAAGAACAAGGAAACGGGCGCCUCGAAGGGCGAGGCCACAGUCACCUACGACGACACCAAUGCGGCCCAGUCGGCCAUCGAAUGGUUCGACGGGCGGGACUUCAACGGGAAUGCGAUCAAGGUGUCGCUGGCCCAGCGCCAGAAUAACUGGAACAAGGGCGGCGGCGGCGGUGGUCGCGGCGGAUUCGGGGGUCGACGAGGUGGUGGAGGUGGCGGCGGAGGUGGAGGCGGCGGCGGCGGUGGACGCUUCGAUCGAGGAGGAGGCGGCAACGGAGGAGGCGGCGGCGGCGGACGCUUCGAUCGCGGCGGUGGAGGCGGCGGAGGAGCCGGCGGCGGCGGUGGCAAUGUGCAGCCACGCGAUGGCGACUGGAAGUGCAAUAGCUGCAACAACACCAACUUUGCCUGGCGCAAUGAGUGCAAUCGCUGCAAGACGCCCAAAGGCGACGAUGAAGGCUCCAGCGGUGGCGGCGGUGGAGGCGGUGGCUACGGAGGCGGCGGCGGAGGCGGCUACGACCGUGGCGAUCGCGGAUCCGGCGGUGGUGGCUAUCAGAACCGUGAUCGCGGUGGCAACUCGCAAGGAGGCGGCGGCGGUGGCGGCUACUCGAGAUUUAAUGACAACGGCGGAGGCGGCGGCGGCGGAGGACGUGGUGGUGGCCGCGGAGGCGGCGGUGGCAACCGUCGCGAUGGCGGCGGACCCAUGAGGAACGACGGAGGCAUGCGCUCCAGACCAUACUAGGCGCAUAGGCGGCGGUGGCACCUAUUUUUUCACAUUUACGUAUUAAUUGUAGCGAGUACUCUUUUAAAUGUACUUUUAAAUUUACCAGUCAGAGCUAAUUAUAAAUACCAGCAGCAAAAAGCACACACAUCUUCAUUUUAACCGACUUCACGGACACGGUUACCGCUCGUUUUGACUGACUUAUAUUAUAUUAUGUAAUCUAAUUUAACAAUUGUAAUUGUAACAUGGUACAUACGAAUAAAAUAUAUAUAUAUAUAUAGCUCAUAUAUAUAUAUGUAUAUAAAUUAAAUCUGAA